AUGUCUCUAGCUCGAGUCGUACAGCAGCCCACCACGCCCAAAACCCCCCAAACACCCACGGCAACAACCGUUCAGGGUAUAGAGACGCCCAACGGAGCCUGGCGCCAUCCCAAAUUCGAUGAGAUUGCCCAGCGCCAGUACGCGACAACAUUUGACCAACAAAACGUCCACACCAUAGUCGUAUCCUCUACUCUCUUGUUCCUCUCCUUCUACGGUAGCGCAAUCACCUCGCAGCUCAAACUCCUCAGCUAUGCGGCCACCCCGAUCAACGCCCUCAUAUCCUACAUCCCUCUCACCUCAUGGAUCCCCCUCCUCAUCCGCACAAUCUUCGUCGCCAACAUUGUUGCAAACCUCUGGCCCUUGAUCCGCCGUUACAAACCCGACGACAUCGUUGACAUCCCCCUCACGCCCUCGCAACGCGCCGCUCUCGGCUUGAAGACCAACGUCCCUUUGGCACAAACCCCCGGCUCCGCCUAUGCGUCCCCAAACUACGUAACACCGCCCCGCUAUGCGCGCUCCACUCCGCGCAGCAGCAGUUUCGGCUCCCAAGAUCACAGUGCAAGUCCGUUUGCAAGGAGCAACUCGGGGAGCCCGUUUAGCCCUGGACAGAGCAACAUGGGCGUCAGUACGAGCAGUCCGUUGUUCCAGCGCGCCAUGGGGUCGUCGGCGAAUAAGCGGGCGAGUUAUAGUGGUGGGAGCGGUGGGGGUGAGCUCGGCAGCAGCUUGUUCAGCGGGAGCGAGAGUAGUGGGCCGGGUACGCCGACGCCCAUGAUGGGCAAAGCAAGUGUGGGCUUGAACAACAAGUGGCUGUAUGAGAAGCGAAGGGAUAGUCCGAGGAGCAGUUUAUUUGCUUGA
Molecule: messenger RNA, 855 nt
Organism: Plenodomus lingam JN3
Lineage: Eukaryota; Fungi; Ascomycota; Dothideomycetes; Pleosporales; Leptosphaeriaceae
Biological process (GO): protein import into nucleus; spindle pole body duplication
Cellular component (GO): nuclear pore transmembrane ring; nuclear outer membrane
Source: RefSeq, a predicted model, not a curated record